AUGACUAAAAAACCCCCCUUCACGGUCGAGCGACCUGGCUAUACACCUGUCAAGGGCGAGACAAUACCCAGAUGCCAUCCGUCUGUCAAGGAUGGACUGGUGACUCGACCAUCUGAAGAUGUAGGGACAAUAUGGGACAAUGUCAGGAGAGCAGCCGACAAAUUUGGCAAUGCGAAAGCCCUGGGCUCAAGGAAGCUCAUCAAGACUCAUACGGAGAACAAGAAGGUGAAGAAAGUAGUAGAUGGACAAGAGAAGGAAGUUGAUAAAGCAUGGACAUAUUUUGAGCUGAGCGGAUAUCACUAUAUGAGCUAUGUUGAAUACGAAAAGCAGGUACUACAAUGCGGCUCUGGUCUAAGACAUCUGGGUAUGGAGAAGGACGACAAAUUGCAUCUCUUUGGAGGGACUAGUGGGAACUGGCUAUGCAUGGCUCACGCUGCAGCCUCUCAGUCGAUGCCCAUAGUGACUGCAUACGAUACAUUAGGGGAGGAAGGUCUACGGCAUUCUAUGGUUCAGACCCAAUCGAAGGCCAUAUUUCUGGACGCUGCUCUAUUGAAAACCGUGGGCAAUUGUCUGAAAGAUGCCCAAUCCAUCAAAUACGUGAUUUACAAUGUGAAUGAAGAACCCAAGAAGGAAGAUCUCGAAAGGAUCCGAUCAGACUAUUCCGACCUCAAAGUGUUGAGCUUCGAAGAGCUUCGUCAAGCCGGCGAAAACCACAUGGUGGACCCUGUACCUCCUUCACCCGAAGACCUCGCCUGCGUUAUGUAUACUUCUGGCUCGACCGGCCCUCCGAAAGGUGUACUGAUCAGGCACAAGGGUGUAGUUGCCGCCAUGGCCGGCGUACAGACAAUCAUGGGACCAUACAUCUCACCUGGCGAAUCGCUGCUGACCUACCUGCCUCAAGCUCACAUUUUGGAAUUCGUCUUUGAGAACAUCUGUUUGUUUUGGGGUGGUAUUAUGGGCUACGGUAGCCCGAAGACUCUUUCAGAUACGUCAGUACGAAAUUGUAAAGGAGAUAUCCGAGAGUUCAAGCCAACAAUCCUGGUUGGUGUUCCCGCAGUAUGGGAAAGUGUCAAGAAAGGCAUAGUCUCCAAGGUCAAUUCUGGCUCAAUCGUCGUACGCAACAUGUUCUGGGGAGCUAUGGCCGCAAAACAAUUCAUGAUGAACACAGGUUUCCCGGGCGCCGGUAUACUAGACAACAUCGUUUUUAAGAAACUCAAGGACGCCACAGGCGGCCGUCUCCGUAUCUGCAUGAACGGAGGCGGUCCCAUUGCCAACGACACCCAGAAAUUCAUCUCGCUGGCAAUCACGCCCAUGAUCUCCGGCUACGGCCUCACCGAAACCUGCGCUAUGGGCGCGCUCCAAGACCCCAUGGCCUGGGACCCAGACGCGCUGGGCGACAUUCCCGGCUCUAUCGAAAUCAAGCUGGUCGACUUCCCCGAGGCAGGCUACUUCUCCACCAACAACCCGCCCCAAGGCGAGAUCUGGAUCCGCGGCGCCCCCGUCACCGAAGGUUACAUCGCUAAUGAAAAAGAAACCAAAGACUCCAUCACGGCGGAUGGCUGGUUUAUGACCGGCGAUAUCGGCCAAUUUAACGCCACUGGCCACCUCAAGAUCAUUGACCGCAAGAAGAACCUUGUCAAGACCCUCAAUGGCGAGUACAUUGCCCUCGAGAAACUAGAGUCCGUCUACCGCGCCGCCACCGUCGUAGGCAAUAUCUGCGUCUACGCCGCGCAGGAUAAGAAUAAACCCGUCGCGAUUAUCGUGCCGGUGGAGCCCGCGCUGCAGAAAUUGGCGGCAUCGAAUGGGAUCAAGGGUGGUAGUUUAGAGACGCUCGUCCAUGACAAGAAAUUGAAUGGCAGCCCAAGAUUACUGGCGCCAACAGAAUUCUGCUAA
Molecule: messenger RNA, 1893 nt
Organism: Endocarpon pusillum Z07020
Lineage: Eukaryota; Fungi; Ascomycota; Eurotiomycetes; Verrucariales; Verrucariaceae
Exons: 2
Coding region: 1-1893 (630 amino acids)
Biological process (GO): long-chain fatty acid metabolic process; long-chain fatty-acyl-CoA metabolic process
Cellular component (GO): endoplasmic reticulum; plasma membrane; lipid droplet
Molecular function (GO): long-chain fatty acid-CoA ligase activity
Source: RefSeq, a predicted model, not a curated record